Messenger RNA from Cavenderia fasciculata, 6726 nucleotides. RefSeq names its product protein serine/threonine kinase. Gene Ontology annotation, biological process: intracellular signal transduction; peptidyl-serine phosphorylation. The coding region runs from base 1 to 6726 and encodes 2241 amino acids. The record is from RefSeq and is a predicted model, not a curated record. Gene Ontology annotation, molecular function: ATP binding; phosphatidylinositol binding; protein binding. NCBI's taxonomy places the organism in Eukaryota, Evosea, Eumycetozoa, Acytosteliales, Cavenderiaceae. The transcript has 7 exons.
AUGAGGUAUCAAUUAGAGAUAGUUGGAGAUGAGACUAGACUUGACCCAGUUUCAUUCAGUGCUUUUACAGUGUACAUGGUCAAUGUUACUACUCAAUACAAACAAUGGAAUAUCUAUAGGAGAUAUAGUCAAUUUCAUGAAUUCGAUUUACAAAUUAAACUAGAGUUUCCAAAGAUUAAAUUAUCAAAACUACCAAAGAAAUAUAUAUUUAAAGCAAGCACAGACAGAAGUUUGGUAGAUGAUCGUAGGAAAUUAUUACAAAAAUAUCUAAGUGAUCUAACAAAGAAUGAAUGUAUCAAUGAUAGUGAGGUUUUAGCUCAAUGGUUAACUCCAAAGAAUGACCCCGCAUUUACAUCAUUAAACAAUCCUGAUAAAGCAGGCUUUUUAAUUAAAGAAGGACAUGUGAUUAGAAGUUGGAAGAAAAGAUAUUUUGUUUUAAAAGAUGGAGUAUUAUAUUAUUUUAAACAUCAAUCUGAUCCAGAACCAACUGGUAUGAUACCAGUAAUUGGAAGUACGUUAAAAAGAUUAGGAGAGACGGACAAGAAAUAUGCAUUCCAAAUUGUAUCAAAGUAUGAGGUGUUUCCUACGUUUUCGAUACAGGGACGCGAUCAAGAAGACUGCGAGGAAUGGAUCGAUGCCAUUGAGCAGACACAGAAGCGAUUUGAAAUUGCAGAGCGAAAGAGACGUGAACAACAACUCUUGGAAGAGGAGCAACACAAACGAAACAAUGGAACUAUUAUUAAAAAGUCGGGAUCAUUUGAAUUCUCGACAUUGACGAGUGCCUCGGCACCCCUGCAGUCUGGGACACAGUCGUCGUCAGUGCCAACACAUUUUGCACGCGGGCCACCUCAAAAGAGCAAGAGCGAUUUAAAUCUUCCAAGUGUCACAAUCACACUGCGUAACAAGAAGCCUGCGACGGGCAGCCAAGACGACCUCAACAGCAUAUUGACAGGCAAGACUGUUAUUGUCGAGGAGGACUAUAUUGGCAGCAGCGCCACGACACCAUACGAUCACCAACAUAUUGGUAAUAGUAAUAGUAGCUCGUCAGCUGCAUCUACUCCACAAGCCAACCCCCCUCCUCCAGCUGCAACAGCUGCAUCCAACACACUUGUACAACCAUCAUCAUCAUCAUCAUUGGCAUCUUCAACGAAUAAUAAUACAGGGUCACCUAAAACAUCACCUAUUCAACAUACACGUAACCGUUCAUCACCAUUGGUGACUGGUUUGCCACUCCCCAAUUUCCUACAACAAAUUACUGGUACCAAGUCGGACCAGCAAAAAGAUAAUACAAAUACAACAACAACACUACCACCACUUUCACUGAGUGGUAGUGGAGGUAUGGUUGCACGAUCAAACAGCACGAAUAGUAUCAAUACUACUAGUAGUGCAAGCAGCACACCUACGACGACCAGUCCUACACUCACACCAGCUCCACGUCCAACCAGCCCCAUCUCUGUUAAAAAAGACAAAAACAAAAAGGAGACCAAGACAAUAUCAGAGUUUAUCAGUAACCAACCUGCGAAAAAGAGUGGUAGUGGCAGCAAAAACAGACUACGUGCAUUGACGUUGCCAGUCAAACCAAAUGAAUCGAUUCUACAGAAUGCCAGUUGUGCAGGUGACAGCAAGUCCAUGUCAAAGGAUCCACGCAAAUACAGUUCGUCGCGAGCAACGCGAUUCUCUUCAGACGGACGACCAACAUUUGAUAUCAACCACAAACUCUUUUCGACCAAGGAAAAUGUCGACAAGAAAAUACAAGCAUUUUUGGAUUCAAUCGACUCUUCAUCACUGGUAUUUCAUCAAAAUAGUGACGAGUCACAAAAGAAUGAACAGGCAUUGACGGCGAUUAAAGCCAUUUCACAACAGAUUUUGACCAUGACAGUAUCAGAGAUGCGCGAGCAGUGCACGCAGAUUGUCCAUUCGAUCCAGGACUUGUUCCCCAAGUGCACCAAGCAGACUUCGUCGUUGGCGUCCAAACUGCUGUUUAUCUUUUCAGAAUUUUCGCGUGUUGUCGAUGUGCUCAACCCAGUUUCGGCAAGCAACUCGGUUGGACGUGGCAGCGAGGGUGGUGCCGGUCACCACCACGGCAUGACCAACUCGUUUGAUCUCAAUGACCCGGGUGCCAUGACGCGGUCAAUGUUGUCGAUUAGUACAGACGUGUUCCAACCCAAACGCAUGUCACGCAGUCUCCAAAACUUUGACAAUAUCUCGCCACCCACAUCUAUCCUCUUUUCGCCAGCCUCUACCACGCCCCCCACCUUUUCCUCUACACCCACCACCACCGACAACUCGCCACUCUCCUCAUCCUCGUCAUCACUCGUUUUAUCAUCCUAUUCAACCACCUCUUCUUCAACUACUAAUCCCAACGAUUUUAGUAGUAGCAUCAACAAUCAUCAUCAUCAUCAUCAACAUCCAAACACCACGCUCAAUUUGAGCCUAGGCAGUAUAAAUAGUAUCCCAUCCUAUUCUGAAGAUGAGAUACUAUCUCAUAGUAAUCAUAGUAGUAGUAAUAGUAUUCAUUUGUUAUAUAAUCAACAACAACAACAACAUAAUCAUAGUAAUAAUCAUAAUCACCUUCUCAACCAACUCGAAAAUUCCAGUAGUAUUAAUAUUAAAUCCGGCAUCAACCCUCCAACCAAUUCUCCAAAUAGACAUCAUCAACAUCAUGACACCAUCAACACCCAUUUAUUUAUUGACCCCACCAUCACCACCACCUCUGCACAAAGACCAUCAACUCCUCCCAAUACGAUCGUUGUAGAUAACCAAGUCCAUCAAUUGGCAUCGGUCGUUGAACAAAAACGAUCUCAGCUAUCAGAGAUGUUUGGUCAUUCAUCGGUACCAGCUAGUUCAAUUAAUGUUGACAACAUACCAUUAAGUCCAAUUCAACAUGUAGUACAACAACAACAACCAACUGAAGAGGACAAUGUGGAAAACAGACAAUUAUUAGUUUGUAGAAUCUGCGAGGAUACAUUUACAAAAUAUCAACUAAAGAAACACACUCAUCUCUGUGUACUCACCAACAAACAUGAUUUCAAACACAGCUCACAUGAUGAACGUCUCUAUGUCAUGUUGAAUCUGUGUAAGGGUAUUUUGAUGGAUUCGUUGGCAUCUCCAGACUCGCGGUCAAUUUGCUCAUACUAUAUUGACGAUGAAAUGAUUGGUCAGUUGGAGCAGAUUGUCGAAGACGUGGUCUCGCUGCAGUACGGUAGCAAGGAAUCAGUCGAACAGUGUCAGUUGGCUAUUGACCGUGUCGUCAAUAUCAUCUCACACAAUAUUGAAGAUAUGGCAUUAGUUACAUUUGGCAAGCGUAUAUGCAAGGUUCUCGAAGAGAAAAAGUCGUCGUUUAUUCAGUACAGCGAGAUCCAGUCGGCUGCCAUCCAACAGCAACAACAUGUACCUGCAGGCUCUAAACGUCCCAAAUGGUCCAUGUGGGGUUUGCUUCCAUUUAUCAAGUCAAUGUCACCCAGCACACAGACUAUCAUCACCAAAGAGGUGCCAUCACCCGUCACAAUCACCCCUCAGAAAAAGGAAGGUCUGUCAAUAUCCGACUUUGAAAUUCUCAAGCCCAUUAGCAGGGGUGCAUUCGGCAGAGUGUAUCUUGCACAAAAGAAAAAGACUGGCGAUCUCUAUGCUAUCAAGGUGCUCAAGAAACUCGACACUAUACGUAAAAACAUGGUUGAUCACGUGCUCAUUGAACGUAAUAUCUUGGCGACUGUUCAGAACCCAUUUGUUGUCAAGUUGUUUUAUGCGUUUCAAUCGGCCGACAAGCUCUAUCUCGUCAUGGAGUAUUUGAUUGGCGGUGAUUGCGCAUCGCUGCUCCGCGCACUAGGCUGCUUUGACGAACAAAUGGCGCGUAUGUAUAUUGCUGAAACCGCGCUCUGUCUCGAGUACCUCCACAAGAACUUUGUCACACAUCGUGACCUCAAGCCCGACAAUAUGCUCAUCGACUCCAAAGGUCACAUCAAACUGACUGAUUUUGGGUUGUCCAAGAUUGGUAUCAUUGACGAUGCGAUUAAACAAGCCGGUCAACAACCUCCCUCUCCCACAACCACUCCCAUCCCCAUGGCUACCAGUAUUCGAAACAAUCAUUUUAAUUUUAUGACUGAUCCUCAACAACAACCACCAACAUCCCAACAAUCUCAACAACAAGUACAACCAGUUUCAUUAAGAAAAUCUACAUUGUUGCGUAAAAAACAUACACCUCCUAAAAAGGUGGUUGGAACACCUGAUUAUCUGAGUCCAGAGAUUCUCUUGGGUACAGGUCACGGUUGCGAGGUUGAUUGGUGGGCACUUGGGAUCAUCCUCUACGAGUUUUUAACUGGCGUGCCACCAUUCAACGACGACACACCCGAACUCAUCUUUGAAAAGAUUCUCAACUCUUCCAACCAGGAACUAGAGUGGCCCGAGGAGAUUACACCCGAAGCAAAGGAUUUAAUCAUUCGUCUGCUCAAUCCCAACCCACAACUACGUCUUGGUGCCAACGGCGCGUUUGAAGUCAAACAACACCCCUUUUUCAAAGGUAUCAAUUGGGAUACACUGAUUGAACGUGACAUGUCUGAUAUCUUUGUACCCAAACCAGAAAAUGAAUUGGAUACAGAUUAUUUUUGGGAUCGUCAUUCAAUGUACAACGAUGAUAGUGUCGGUGGUCGUAGUCGCGAAGACAUUCAAUCCACUAGCAAUGUAUCAGGUGUUGGUGGAGUUGGUUCUGAACACCAGUUUGUCGGAGGUGGCUCUGGCAGCUCUCUAGUUGGUGCUUGUUCCUCUCCCACCCUAAACUCUUCAUCACAUCUAAACAACAAAGACCAUCAUCCAACCAAUGGAAUGUUGAUCGAUCCAAAUGGUAAUGCAGUUGGUUACCCCAUCGUCAUCAACGAACGAUCUCUACUCCACUCGUCAAUGGAAGAUUUGGAACAUGCUCAAAGAGAUCCAAUCACAUUUGGCAAUUUCUCAUUUACCAAUCUCAAUCAUCUAAAAGAUAUGAAUAAUUUAUUUUUAAACAAAGAAAAAGAUAAAGAUAAACUUUUAAUGAUGGAAAAAGAAAAAGAGAAAUUAGAGAAAUUAGAGAAAUUGGAAAAAGAAAAAGAAAGUUUACAAGUAAAUGGUAAAUCAAUACCAAUAUCAACUAGUAUUAGUAGUAGUAGUAGUAAUGGAGGAGGAAUAAAAAAGGUUAACGAAAUGAUACUCAAUAAUAUUAAUUCAGUUGAACAACUGAGAGCAUCAGGAAAUAAAAAAUACAGUGAAAAAAGAUAUAUAGAAGCAAUCGAUAUCUAUAAACAAGCUAUUGAAUUAUCAAGAGAUGCAACAUUUCCAUCAAACAUGUCUGCAUGUUGUUUUGAAUUGGGUCGUUAUGAAGAUGCAUUAGAGUUGUCUAAAAAGGUGAUAGACAUGAUUAAAGUGCAAGGAGAAGAUCCCAAACAACUUGCUAAAAAGAAUCUAGCACAUAUUGCAAGAAUUGUACAUUUAAAGAAAUCAAAGGAAGAAUUGGUACAAUUGGUCAAUCAAUUCACAGACAGCGAUCUUCAAGACAAAUCAUUUGAUUUUGAAAAGAUCAAGAAAUCGGUUGAUACUUUAGUUCAAGAAGAUUGGACUAAAAAGAAUGGUUCUGGUAAUGUCGAUGCCUCUACUUUGCCAGUUCGUUUGCCAUCAAGAUUACCAAAUGUGAACGAAUACUUUGUUGUCGGUCAUGACAUUCCAAAAAGUGCAUUGAGUCCACACAUCGAUGGAGACAGAGUCGACUCAUAUGAAAACGAUCCAAUCAUCACCCCUCGAAUCAAAGAGAUUGAAUCCAAAUGUAUCCGUUUACGUGAUAAUCCAUCAUUAUCAUUCUUCUACGGUGGUAUUGGAGAUUGCCGUAAUGCAUUUGUCACACUCGCCGAUUUGAAUCGUCAACUCCUAGACAGUCCCAUCUCACCAAAGACCAAGAUUCACUUUACGCUCAACGAUCAUAUAUCUUCUACCAUUGCUAGAGAUAUAUUACUCUUCUCAUUAUUGGAAGAGAUUGGAAGAUAUGAAUCGAUUGAAAAGGUGUAUAAAGAAAGAGAAGCAGCCAACGCAGCAGUCAUUCUCUACUAUACCUAUAUUGGUAUCGGUAUGCCAGAGGCUAUAUACAAGAUGUUGAUAGCUAGAUUCCACAAGCUCAUUGCACUUGGGGACAAGGGUCAACUCCCCAAAUGGAUGUCAAUCGAAACUGCCGAUUGGCCAGGUAUCAGAGAUGCAUUCGAGUAUUGGACCACUGCAGAACCACUGACAUGGGCAGAAGUAAAAAAGAAAGCAGGUGUGGACUUUACCGUACCCACCACGAAAGAAUCUACUGGGAAGCCAUUCCAACAGAUGGAAGAAUUAAACAAACAAUUUAGCAACCCAGAGUUUCUAAAGAAGUAUGGUAUUGACGUAAACGAUGAAGCUAAAAAGAAGAUGUUAAUGGAGUGUUUUACAGAAGCUGACAUGUCAAAGACACUGGACGACGAUGAAACCUCGUUGAUGCGUUUGCCUGGAGAAAUCCUCUGGACUCAUGGCUAUAGAUACCCUCUGCUCCCCAUGGUCAAUGCCGACUAUGACGAGCACAUGACACCUGCCAAGGCACAUCAGUGCAUGCGAACAUUGCGUGGCAAGUCUAAACAAAAAAGCAAUGAUUUUAAUCAAGAGGAAUCAGAGCUUAUGAAAAGCUUUGCCAAAGCUGACAAGAUCAAGGUCAAUCCAACCUUUUUCGAUUCCGUAUCAGCCAACUAA